This is a messenger RNA of Micropterus dolomieu (smallmouth bass), 1297 nucleotides long. It is a transcript of the gene gpr142, whose product is annotated as G protein-coupled receptor 142. The transcript has 2 exons. Gene Ontology annotation, molecular function: G protein-coupled receptor activity. Gene Ontology annotation, cellular component: membrane. Bases 19 to 1116 code for a protein of 365 amino acids. NCBI's taxonomy places the organism in Eukaryota, Metazoa, Chordata, Actinopteri, Centrarchiformes, Centrarchidae. Gene Ontology annotation, biological process: G protein-coupled receptor signaling pathway. The record is from RefSeq and is a predicted model, not a curated record.
AGGGGAAGUUCCAAGGUCAUGAUCAACUGGCCCAAUGUGACAGCGCCCGGCUACCAGGAGCUGGGCCUGAAACCUGAGGAUCUGCAGAAGUCCAAAUGUGUCCUGGGCUUCAUCCCUGUCAUCUACUACAGUAUUCUGCUCUGUGUGGGAGUACCAGUGAACAUCCUCACAGCAGUGGCUUUGUCCAGACUUGCCUCCCGCACAAAGAAAGCACUGUACUACUACCUCUUGGCGGUGACGGGCUCAGAUAUUCUCUCCCAGCUCUUCAUCAUCUUUGUCGGCUUCCUGCUGGAGACGGCAGUUUUUCACCGUGAUGUCCCUGCACUCCUGCUGCACUCUGUCAGCGCUGCAGAGUUCGCCGCCAAUCACGCCUCCAUCUGGUCUACCGUACCCCUCACUGUGGACCGUUAUGUGGCGCUGUGCCACCCCCUUCUCCACCGCCAGAUCAGCUACCCGGCCCGGGCCAGGAAGAUCAUUGGGGUGGUCCUGGUGUUAUCGCUCGCAUCGGGCGUGCCCUUCUUCUGGUGGUCGGACAUGUGGAGGAACAGCCACCCGGCCACAUCGCUGGACACUGUCCUCGUGUGGACGCAUGUAACUAUCAUCUACUUCCUGCCCUGCAGCAUCUUCUUAGUGCUGAACUCUUUGAUAAUCCACAAGCUGAGGGUGAGGCAGAGGCAGCAGCCCUGCCAGGAGGAGCGUGGGCCGAAGCCUGCGCCUCCCCUGCGCCUUGGGAAAACCACGGCCAUGCUGCUGGCCAUCACCUCUGUGUUCUCUGUGCUGUGGGCUCCCAGGACUGUCGUGGUCAUCUACCACCUGUAUGUGUCCUCAGUUCACCGAGACUGGCGCGUCCACCUGGCCUACGACCUGUCCAACAUGCUGGCCAUGCUCAACACAGGCGUCAACUUCUUCCUCUACUGCUUCGUCAGUAAACCCUUCCGCGGUGCCGUUCGGGACAUCGUGCUGCUCAGGGGGGGCCCUCUGUAUCCUCAGCGUGCUCUGCCGCACCCACAGGCCCCCAACAACGCCUCCAUCUCCUCUCUGUACAGUGGGAACAACAAGCGCUCACAGCGAGACUCCACCCCCUUGUCACCUCGCAGGGCCAGAAAGCCCUCGUGACCCUGCGCCCCCUCCUCUUAAUCCAAAACACCCAUCAUCCCACGGCCCCUGAGCACUUCUGACCCCAGGCACGCUGCGUUCCAGCUACGACCAUGGACUCCUGCCAGUCGGCCCUGGAGCUUUCUCAAAGGGUCCAAAAUGAACUCACAAGAAGUGUUUUUUGUAUUAUAGUAUGUCACCG